CUUUGUUCAGAAUAUGUGAUCUUGUGAUUUUACUGGUUAUCGGAAGUUUUUAAAACAAGAUUUUUUAAAAAUUUAAGUUAUGCAAAAACACUGUAUUAAAUGUUUAUAAUGUAUACGUUUUUGUGUAAAUGUAAUAUUUAAAAUUAUAUUUGUUAAUUGAAGAUUUCAGAAUGUGGAAUGGUAUUAGAUAUAGUAGAGCCUUAUCAAAGUAUGGAAGAUCCCUUUGUAGAGUUUGGAAGCAUGAUUUUAUGUCUGCUUCUUUUAAAUGUGAAGGGAAAUGGGAUAAUAGACUUAAAUCUGCUUUGCUCCAAAAAGUAAAUUUAGAUAAUAUGUUUUAUGAAAUAGAUAAUAAACACAACCUAACAAAUGCAAUCAGUGCAGUUGAUGUUGAUAUAUUUGUGAAUGCUGUUAAUGAUGGUUCACACAUUGAUGAAAUGGAGGAUAUUGUACAUAGAUUAAGAAUGUCCUCAGAGGCAACCAAUAUAUUUCCUUCAACACAUCAUGCUUUUAUUCGAGCUUUCUUAACUCAUGGAGAGCCAAAUGAAUUAAUGCGGGUGUUGAAUGAUCGAUUAAAUUAUGGAAUUUUUCCAGACAGCUUUUGUUACAUUUUAUUAUUAGACUAUUUUCUUGAUAAAGGAGAUUACAAGAAUGCGACUAAAGUAGCAACCCUCCAGAUGCUGCAAGAAGAAUUCUCUAAUGAUCUUUUGAAGUAUAUGUCUGUAUACAGUUGUUAUAAGUAUUUAUCUAAUCCCUCAGAAUGGGAAGAUAAAGCAGAAGAAAGUUUAGAAAAAGACGAUGGAGAGGAAAUUAAAGUGAGAGUUAAGUAUAUAAGAAACCCAUACUUUGACAAUCAUUUUGAUUUACAAGAUCCUAACAGUUUGAUAGGUAAGACUCUACUUAUGAUUGUCAAUAAUAUUGACAGCCAUAUGAAAAAUGAUUUAAUUUUGUUGGGUAACAGCUUGCUUAAAGAGUGGAAUACAGCAACAGAAAUUGUUAAUGCUGCGAUAAAAAAUAAACAACCAGUAUCAUAUACUACAGUUGAUCUAGUCAACAAAAUUAUAUCUAAUGAAACUGAUGAGAAUGUAACAAAAGAAGAGUCAUUUCAACAAUUUAAAAAUUGUUUAGAGGCUUUGAAAAAUGAAAACUUGGUUGAUAAAAAUAUAUUGGAGUUCUUAGAAGCCUCAAUUAAACAAGAAAUUCCAGUUGGUGAUGCUAUUGCCCAAGAACAAAUGAAAGUCUAUGAUGAAUGGGAAAACAAUCGUGAGACUUCACUCCGUGAAGAAAUUGAAAAACUUGAAAAAGUUAAUAAAUUAGAAAUUAUUAAGCAAAAGAAACAAGAACUUCUUGAGAGAGAGCAGGAAAUAUACUUUUUUGAUCGUGAAGAUGAAAUUGAUAUAGCUAUUGAAAACAAGAAAGUUAGGUAUCCAAAAAAAUGGACAGGCAAAAAGAAGAAGAAGAAGGACGUUACUCAGGAAUAUGUACCUCCAGAAAUAAAAAAACAGAGAUCCAGUUCUUAGUAAUUUUUUUAAUUAAGUGUAUUUUUUAAAUUUAUGUUUUGAAUUGUUAAAAAAAAAUAAAAUAAAGAUAAUUUAUUAUGGAAG
Molecule: messenger RNA, 1601 nt
Organism: Nezara viridula (southern green stink bug)
Lineage: Eukaryota; Metazoa; Arthropoda; Insecta; Hemiptera; Pentatomidae
Source: the annotation of a GenBank genome assembly